AGUGAAUGCAUCAAAAUGAAGUUCUCCGUUGCAUGUCUGGCCACUCUGGCCCUACUAUCCUCAAAAGUUCGCUCCAACGAAGUUGAAGUAGCUGAAGAUCGAGCUACCCCUACGGUUGAUCAUCUACUGCAAAUCGUCCAGCUGAAAUUGGACGAACUGUUCGUCGAGAGCAGCGAACAGGUCGAGCAGCUGCUGACCGAACUGUACCAUCUGCGCCAGUCGGUGGAACACGUGGCCUGGCUGACAAACCGGGUCGAGCGAGCCGUCCAGAAGGUCCAGCUGGACAACGACGUCCUGGUGCGGAACGUCAGUCUGCUGACCAGCCAAACCGACAACAUCAUCCUCAACCAGCAGUACUGCGCCAACCACGAGGCGCUGAAGAAUCUGUUCUUUGAGCUGACUCCAAAGUGUUUGGGCAAUCAAACGGUACCACCGAUUCCGACCCCAUCCAUCGCGACGACUACUGAGGCUGCUGAAACUUCGACGAUUCCAGAUGAUCCCAUCGUGUACGAGCGAUGCACGCAGGCUCCAUCGAUAUCGGGCGUGUACCGGCUGCGCCGCCAGGACGGAAUCGCUUUCAGCGCGUUCUGCGAGCAGGAACGGUUCGGCGGAGGGCUGCUGGUGUUCCAGAAUCGACUGGACGGGUCCGUGGACUUUAACCGAAGCUGGAGCGAGUUCGUGGAGGGCUUUGGCGAUCCCGCCGGGGAGUAUUGGCUUGGGUUGGAGACUCUGCACCAGGUGGCCUCGAAUGCAACGGAUCUGGUCGUCGCCAUGACGAACUUUUCUGACGUUGAAUUCUACGAGAAAUAUUGUGGUUUUUGGAUCGAUGAUGCAAGUGUCAAUUAUCGCAUUAGAUUUACUACCCAAGGAAGCGGGACAGCCGGAGACUCGUUGUAUUCUUACUUUAGUGAGCACUUCAUGACCUACGACCAUGUCUCCAAUGCAAACUAUAGAGACUGCAUCGCUCAGCUAGGAAGUGGAUUCUGGCACUAUUCGUGCAAUUCGCAGAUUGGAAGGAACAACCUGAACGGAAUCUACGGUCUGGGCAAAGGCAGGCAAGGCAUCUGGUGGGGAACAUUUGGCAAUCUUUCCGUGCAGAAUACUUCUCCGCUGAAAACGGUGCAAAUGAUGGUACGCUACUGAAUAAAAUGUCCUAUAAAAAACAAAAAAAUAUUCUAAUAAAUAUUCUGAAAUAUAUAUGUUGUAAUUAUAAUCAAUCCAAAACAAA
Culex quinquefasciatus (southern house mosquito) is the source of this 1228-nucleotide messenger RNA. Its product is annotated as ficolin-3. The transcript has 4 exons. The record is from RefSeq and is a predicted model, not a curated record. The coding region runs from base 16 to 1143 and encodes 375 amino acids. Lineage: Eukaryota; Metazoa; Arthropoda; Insecta; Diptera; Culicidae.